AAUUUGGCGGACUAGAACCGUGCGGGAUAUUCCAAUGGCUGGUUCUCUAUAGGAGGUAUAAGGGUUGCGUUCACUUUGCUAUAACAAAUCUACCUUUACGUAUUUUUACUUCCCCCCCCCCCUCCAUUUUCCUAGUUAUACUUCCCCGCCGAUCAUUCAACUAUUCCCCGCAAUAAUGAAGCCAGACUGGUGGCCUGGAGAGGAGCAUGAGUCCUUCACAGAGUGGGCUAUCUCUCAGGGAAUCAUCGCAAAUGGAGUCGGGCCCGCGCGGUUCGGCGGCCGUGGCUUGGGAAUGAUAGCCAAACGAAAUAUAGAGGAAGAUGAAGCCAUAGUAACAGUACCAUUGAAGGCAAUGCUAACCUCUGAGCGUAUCCCGUCAUCUUUCACCAGCAAGUUCCCAGUCGGGGUGCCCACUCAUGCGCUAUUCGCUGCAUUUCUCACGAAUGGCAACGAAGAAGACCUCAAAGAAUUUGAGAUGUGGAGAAAGACUUGGCCUAGUCGGCAAGACUUUGAAGUUAGCAUGCCGAUUUUAUGGUCAGAGUCCCUGCGAAACUACUUGCCACCGUCCAUUUCAGGUCUUUGGAGUAGUAUACAGAGCCGGCAGGGCAAGCUUCAGUACGAGACAUCUCAUCAGAACCUCCUUUCCCAGCAGGAACAAAGGCUGCGUGCGGCGUGGAAUAUUGUUGUUUCUGUUUUCCCAGGUACCAACCGGGAGACGUUCACAUAUCAUUGGCUUAUCGUCAAUACAAGAAGCUUCUUCUACUUGCUGCCUGGACAGGAACCACCGGAAGAUCGAAAUGAUGCUAUGGCAUUACUGCCCUUUGCUGACUACUUUAAUCAUUCCGAUGUUGCGUGCAAUGUAAAAUUCGAUGGUGAGAAAUAUGUUUUCCGAGCCAUCAAACACUAUGACGAAGGAGAAGAGAUAUAUAUGAGCUACGGACCUCAUCCUAAUGAUUUCUUAUUUGCUGAAUACGGCUUUUAUCUCGACGAGAAUGAGUCAGAAACUCUAUACCUCGACGAUAUAAUAUUCAAAGACCUUAGCCUAUCGCUUCAAGAGGAACUAGAUUUUCAACAGUAUUACGGUAAUUACCAGUUAACGGCCACUGGCGUGUGCUAUCGCACUGAAAUUGCCGCAUGCAUGAAAUAUAUGCCAUUGGAAGACUGGCGAAACUAUGUCCUCGGUUACUCCACCAAAGGUGUUGAUGAGAAGAAAUCGGAGGGUAUCAUCCAACAGUGGAUUAGAGCGUAUCUGGGUGAAGUGGACAAGACAUUCACUGCUCUGGAGAAAACUGGAUCUGGCCAAGCGGAGUUGAAAGAUCAGCAAAAGAUAAAGAUGCUGAUGAAGCGAUGGACCCAAAUCAGGGACCUAUGUGCCAAGGCUUCGGAAGCUGUUUCCUGUUAGAUCCAUAUAUUCAAUAAAGUGGAUUUGCUUGCGCAUGGUGUCA
Aspergillus alliaceus is the source of this 1445-nucleotide messenger RNA. RefSeq lists its product as uncharacterized. NCBI's taxonomy places the organism in Eukaryota, Fungi, Ascomycota, Eurotiomycetes, Eurotiales, Aspergillaceae. The transcript is spliced from 6 exons. Gene Ontology annotation, biological process: peptidyl-lysine trimethylation; peptidyl-lysine monomethylation. The coding region runs from base 176 to 1402 and encodes 408 amino acids. Gene Ontology annotation, molecular function: protein binding; protein-lysine N-methyltransferase activity. The record is from RefSeq and is a predicted model, not a curated record.